CUCUCUCGGUCCUUUUUUUAGCACCUACAGUUUGUCUCUCUCCUCUACGCCGGAAAACCAAUUUCCCCGGCCGUUUACCGUUUCCCGUUCGGCGAAUAGAUUCCGUUUCUCGUCGAGAAUAGCUUCUAUUCUUCCUCUGGUGGAUAGUGUAUGGGUUGAUUUUCGAAGUUUUGUUUGACUCGGCUACGCGGCGAUUCGGAUCUCCGCGUUUGACUCGGUCCUGGCUCGUUUCGCGGCGUUUUCGUAGAAUGUGGUUUACCGUGUUUGCAUGCCAGGCUUUGUAUUGAAUCCGCAGGUCAAGAUCGUGAUCUAGGGUUUCGUCUCUGUUAUUUUUCUGUGCUUUGCUUGUUGUGGUUGGUUUUUUUCAAUCCGUCGAGGGAAAACGGAAGCUUACGGAGACAGAUUUUACGGAAUGCUAUGGCUGAAAGGAGGGUCUGCUUGUCGAAAGAGGCUAAAGAUGGGUUAGAAUACCUGAAACGUAAAAGGCUUCAAAAAAUGAGAUCAGACUCUGUCAAUGAAACAGUAGACUUCAGCACAAUGGUUAGGAGUGGAGGUGAUGCGUUGAGACCAUCUUCAGCAUCAUGUGGAAUGAGAUUACGGGUAAUUGCUAGUGACACAGUAUCUACAGUGAAUGGUGGAUUUACUGGUAAGGGUGCCUUAUUGAAGGAAAAGGUGGAGAAGGUUGAGACAGAAGAUCUAAAAUGGACCGAGAGGCUUCCAGAAUGUCCUGUCUACAGACCGACAAAGGAUGAGUUUGAGGAUCCUUUGACUUAUUUGCAGAAGAUUUUUCCAGAAGCUUCAAAAUAUGGUAUCUGCAAGAUCGUAUCUCCUAUGACAGCAACAGUUCCUGCAGGCGCUGUGUUGAUGAAAGAGAAAUCGAACUUUAAGUUCACUACCAGAGUACAACCCCUUCGACUUGCUGAGUGGGAUUCUGAUGAUAAAGUUACAUUCUUCAUGAGUGGGAGGACCUACACAUUUCGUGAUUAUGAGAAAAUGGCGAACAAGGUAUUUGCACGUAGAUAUUGCAGUGGUGGCUCUUUGCCCGACUCAUUCUUGGAGAAAGAAUUCUGGAAGGAAAUUGCAUGUGGCAAGACUGAAACAGUUGAGUAUGCGUGUGAUGUAGAUGGUAGCGCAUUUUCAUCUGCACCAGGUGACCCGCUAGGAAGCAGCAAAUGGAAUUUGAAUAAAGUUUCGAGGCUGCCUAAGUCUACCUUGCGCCUUCUUGAAACAUCCAUUCCGGGAGUCACUGAACCGAUGCUUUACAUCGGAAUGCUGUUUAGUAUGUUUGCUUGGCAUGUUGAGGAUCAUUAUUUGUACAGCAUUAACUAUCAACAUUGUGGAGCAUCCAAAACUUGGUAUGGGAUUCCAGGUUCUGCUGCUCUUAAAUUCGAAAAGGUGGUUCGAGAGUGCGUGUACAAUGAUGAUAUUUGCUCAACGAAUGGAGAAGAUGGAGCCUUUGAUGUGCUUCUUGGGAAGACUACUAUAUUCCCUCCAAAGAUUCUGUUGGACCAUGAUGUGCCUGUGUACAAGGCUGUACAGAAACCUGGAGAGUUUGUCGUUACAUUCCCUAGGGCUUAUCAUGCUGGUUUCAGCCACGGCUUUAAUUGUGGUGAGGCAGUGAACUUUGCGAUGGGUGACUGGUUUCCUUUUGGAGCUAUUGCUAGUUGCCGGUAUGCACAUCUUAACAGAUUGCCAUUGCUUCCUCAUGAAGAAUUGAUUUGUAAGGAAGCAAUGCUUUUAAAUUCAAGUUCCAAACCCGAGAAUCUGGAUUUUACACCUGCGGAAUUGUUAGGACAACGAAGCAUCAAGACUGCGUUUGUGCACCUGAUUCGUUUUCUCCAUCUGGCUCGAUGGUCUCUAAUGAAGUCAAGAUUAUGCACAGGCCUUGUUUCGAACACAUAUGGAACCAUUGUAUGCAGUUUGUGUAAAAGGGAUUGCUAUUUGGCGUUUAUAAACUGCGAUUGCUACUCACAUCCCGUUUGUCUCCGCCAUGAUGUUAAAAAGCUUGACCUUCCAUGCGGGACAACACGUACUCUUUUCUUGAGAGAUAACAUUAAAGACCUGGAAGCUGCUGCAAAGAAGUUUGAGGAAGAAGAUGAAGUUUCAGAUAUGAUUUCAACUGAUGAAGAUUUAUACACGUAUCCAUCGCCAAUCACACUUCCAGCUGCAAAAGACGCUGGAUAUUCACCGUAUUCCAAUAUAUACUUUGACUUCAAUACCGAGUUAGAGAUGACAUCUAAUUGCCAGUUGCAACCUGGAAAUCCUGUCAUGAGCUACGAAGCGAAUGCUUCAUGUAUCUCCUCGGUUGCUGAUGAUUACGAAUGCUCAACAACUGCUGAUUACGUAAAUAAACGAGCUAACUAUAGUAGCAGUAUCGACUCUAAGCUCUCUGAAGAAGUAGCUAGCAGCAUUAACAGAAAAACUCGGUUCUUCUCUGCGGUUCAAGAUGAAAUAGUCGCGGAUCAGGAAAGCGACGGUUCUGAUUCCGAGAGUUUCAGAGUCAAACGCCGUUCGUCGUUGAAAUUCGAGAACCCAACAGUUAUUCUUGACACAAGAGACUCUGAGCAUCAUCAGGAACUAAAAAGAUUGAAGAGAUCGCAGAACUACCACGAAGGCAGAUAUAGUAGUAGCAGUAUUAUUAGCAAGCAAGAAGAAGAAGAAGUGUUAGUAGUUUCAAACAUAAAAGAAACUCAGCAGCAAAGUGACGUGAAGAAGAUGCUGAAGAAUGAGAAUCAUUUUGGUGGGUUUAAACGUCUGAAAGUGAAAGGGUUGAUAAAGCCGUAACGUGACAGCUUCAGUUUCCUCCUAACUACAAUUUUUUUUUUACAAUUGCUGAUCUCUAACAAUACAGGCAAAAAGGGAAUCAAAAGCAAAAUAUUCGAUAUCUGAUUUUAUUAUUAUUUUUUUCUAUUAUGGGAGAAGAAGGAGAAGCAACAGACAAAAGAAGGGGAAAAAAGCAUUAACCAAAGCCAACCAACAACACUAUUGGUUUUCUUUUUAGGAUUUACCAAAUCUUUGAUUCUUUGUGCACAUCUGUACACACCUUUUAACUCUUCUAGUUCCUUCUUCUUUUCAUGUUACG
Messenger RNA from Eutrema salsugineum, 3082 nucleotides. RefSeq names its product lysine-specific demethylase JMJ706. The coding region runs from base 418 to 2784 and encodes 788 amino acids. Gene Ontology annotation, biological process: chromatin remodeling. The record is from RefSeq and is a predicted model, not a curated record. Gene Ontology annotation, molecular function: histone demethylase activity. The transcript has 11 exons. Gene Ontology annotation, cellular component: nucleus. Lineage: Eukaryota; Viridiplantae; Streptophyta; Magnoliopsida; Brassicales; Brassicaceae.